Messenger RNA from Seriola dumerili (greater amberjack), 2110 nucleotides. Its product is annotated as nucleoredoxin-like protein 1. Bases 226 to 927 code for a protein of 233 amino acids. The transcript has 4 exons. NCBI's taxonomy places the organism in Eukaryota, Metazoa, Chordata, Actinopteri, Carangiformes, Carangidae. Gene Ontology annotation, biological process: photoreceptor cell maintenance. The record is from RefSeq and is a predicted model, not a curated record. Gene Ontology annotation, cellular component: mitochondrion.
UGUGCAGGGUGAAGAAAUUACAGAGAGAGGGGUGAAGAGGCAGUGAAAGGUGUCACUAAAAUAACAAACUUUACAGGAUUUAAAGGAAGAAAGAAAACAAAUCAAAGAAAGCAUACAAUGGCUUGAAAGGGAGAAGAAACUGGACAUAUUUCUUUUCUUGUGGGAGUUGAGGAGUUUCAAGGUGAGAGGGCUGUCACCCUUCCCUACCGUUGCUUUUCUUCCAUCAUGGUGGACCUGUUCCUAAACAGAGUUCUGGUAGAGAACAACUGGGACCAGGAUGAGCUCAACACAGAGCGUGAAAUCACCGGGAUCCUCGAAAACCGCAUCCUGAUGCUGUUCUUUGCAUCUGCUGAGUGUGAAGAGUGCCAGGAGUUUGUGCCUGUUCUGAAUGAUUUUUUUAAGAGACUCAAAGAUCCGGCGUACAUCGAAUACCCCAAACUGCUCGCGCUCAUCUACAUCAGCUUGGACCAAUCAGAGGAGCAGCAGGAGAGAGUCCUCAAAGAGAUGCACAAAAAGGUUCUCUUCCUGGCCUUUGAGGACCCAUACAGGAAGGAACUGCAGGCCAUGUUUAAGGUGAAGGACGUUCCCACAGUAGUGGUCCUUCGUCCCGACGGCUCCAUUCUCUCUCCAAACGCUGUGCAGGACAUCUGUCGCUUUGGUUCCGACUGUUUCCACAACUGGCAGGAAUCGGCAGAGCUCAUUGAGAGGAGCUUCAUGCUCAACGAGGAGUUCGACAACCUAAAUCUGCGUAGUGCCACUGACCCCGUGAGGAGACUCAAGUACAAGACAGAGGACGACAAGAGGAAAAGGAGAUGGUGGAAGUUAUGGGGGAAAGGCAAGGAUGGAAAUGAAGGGGAGGAAGAGAGAGAUGGAGCGUGGGAUACAAAGAGGAAGGAGGGAGAUAAAGGAACGUGGAGGAGAAGAUAAAGAGAGAGGAUGAAAGGAAAAAAGUUUAUUUAAAAGGCAAAACCUUUUGUGUUGAUCCUCUCAGCACAUCUUCAGGUCCAGUCUCUUGCACUCGCUCACAGCCUCUUUAAGAAUUAUUUUCUCUGCCUGCAAGGACAUGUUCUGACAAGAGCUCCUUUAUUGUGUUGCUAGAGGUAAAGUGUAAUGGCAAGUAGAAGCAUAACAUAACUCUGCCUCCCUGCACAGAUUAUACAAAAUGUUGAAAGGAAUGAAAUAAUAUCGAGUUCCUUAAGAAAUACGCUACUAUUGCUGUUUGAAUUACUACAUGUUGUAUUCUUCCUAUUCUGAUUAUUAUUAAUAUAUCUAAAAUAUGAUAUGAAAGUCUAGUGUUAUCACUUCACCAACUAAUUGCUGAAGUUAACUAAGAAUAACUAAGAAAAGUUUUCAGUCAUAAGAGCAAAUGUCACAGCAUGUCUAUAUAGAUAAUACAUAUAAAACACACAUGUACAUGUACAGUACAUGUCCCAGAUCAUUUAAGUUGAUAUAGGCACUGAGCCCCACAAAUAAAUAUUUGUGUAUUAACAGUGGGCCAAAUAAAUACUUGUCAAGAGAAAGGGAUCACAUACACUGACCAACUGUACAGCUCUACAGACUUUUUUUUGUUGUUGUUGUUGCCUCUUUUAGCUCCUUGUUUUGGUUUUCUGGCCAGGUAAUUCAAAUCAUAUCAAGUCCAUUUCCAGCAGCAUCAGGCAGCUGUUAGAAAAUAAAAACAAACAACAAAAACAAAUGGAUGGCAGUGAAUGUAUUUCCAUGUCUGCUGGAUAUGUAAACAGGGAACUGUUUGAUAACACUUGUGCUUGUCAGCAUUUCCUGUUUUAGCAUGUUUAUGCCCCCAAGUGGGACAAAAAAAAGUAAUUGCAGCUGUAAACUAAAUUUAGGCGCUGGCGCCUGCUGGUGUUUAAUACAGUGUCAAGCAUUGUGUAUAUGUUAUUUAUUUUUAGCAUUAUUUUUAAAUUCUUUGUCAAUUAUGGCAUCUGUCCUGAGAUUUUUAUUUUAUUAUCAAAUAGUUAUGUAUAAGUUGUACUGAUCUCCAAAAAACCCAAAAAGAACCCCCAAUAAACUCUCUAUCCUGCUAACACAAACUGUGUCUAAAUUUCACUGACGUGGCUUCACGGCCACACUGUGCUGUUCCCUGCAGAGCGAA